Molecule: messenger RNA, 927 nt
Organism: Budorcas taxicolor (takin)
Lineage: Eukaryota; Metazoa; Chordata; Mammalia; Artiodactyla; Bovidae
Product: vomeronasal type-1 receptor 90-like
Exons: 1
Coding region: 1-927 (308 amino acids)
Biological process (GO): G protein-coupled receptor signaling pathway
Cellular component (GO): membrane
Molecular function (GO): pheromone receptor activity
Source: RefSeq, a predicted model, not a curated record
AUGAAAAAAAAUAGACUUUCCAGUUUCAUUGACAUAAGAAAUGCCUUUUUCUCCGAAGUUGCCAUUGGGAUCUUGGCCAACACCAUCCUUCUUCUCUUCCAUGCCCACAACUUCCUUCUUGAGCACAGACCCAAGUCCACUGACCUGACCAUUGGUCACUUGGCCCUAAUCCACAUAGUCAUGCUACUAACCGUGGCAUUUAUGGCUACAGACACCUUCGGGUCUCAGAAAACCUGGGAUGACAUCCAAUGUAAGUUGGUUGUCUACCUGUACAGUUCGAUGAGGGGCCUCUCCAUUUGUGUCACCUGCCUGCUGAGUGUCCUCCGGGCCAUCACCCUCAGCCCCAGAAACUCCCGUCUGGCCAAGUUCAAACUUCGCCCAUCCCAUCACAAUCUGUAUUGCACUCUCUUCCUGUGGGUCUUCAACAUGUUCAUCAAUGGUUUCUUCUUACUGUCCACUAUUGCCACCCCCAACGUGACCUCAGCCCAUCUUCUACGUGUCACUGAAUCCUGCUCACUUCGCCCCGUGAUUCACUUCCUUAGGUAUGUACAGUUUGUACUGAGGACCAUUCAAGACAUCUGCUUGUUGGGGCUCAUGGCCCUCUCAAGUGGAUACAUGGUGACUCUCUUGUACAGGCAUAAGAGGCAGACCCAGCAUCUUCAGAGCACCAAGCUUUCUCCAAAAGCAUCCCCAGAAGAAAGGGCCACCCAGACCAUUCUAUUCCUCAUGAGUCUCUUUGUGGUCAUGUACUUUUUGGACAUAACUGUCUCUUGGUUCUCAAGAAUGUUGUGGGAUAUCGACUCUGUGCGUAUGUGUGUCCAGAUGCUUGUGGGAAAUGGCUAUGCUAGCAUCAGUCCUUUGGUGCUAAUCAGUACUGAAAAGCGAAUAAUCAAGGUCUUAAGAUACAUAUGGGUGAGAUGGCAUUAA